Molecule: messenger RNA, 5684 nt
Organism: Bactrocera latifrons
Lineage: Eukaryota; Metazoa; Arthropoda; Insecta; Diptera; Tephritidae
Gene: pHCl-1
Exons: 16
Coding region: 1502-5362 (1286 amino acids)
Biological process (GO): regulation of membrane potential; nervous system process; chloride transmembrane transport
Cellular component (GO): synapse; neuron projection; membrane
Molecular function (GO): transmembrane signaling receptor activity; extracellular ligand-gated monoatomic ion channel activity; neurotransmitter receptor activity
Source: RefSeq, a predicted model, not a curated record
UUUAACAGCACUGACUGAAACGGUACACAGUGAAUAGCGCGUGUCACAAAACACCAAAUAGUCAAAUAGUUAGUUAAUAUAUAUAUUUGAAUAAUAAAUAAUAUAUAUUAUAUUUGAAACAAAAAUAUUGGCCACGAAAACGCGUGUGAGUGUGUGUAUGUGAAAUAAAUUUGUUAGCAACGGCGGCGGCCAAGUCAGCAAAGUGAAAUAUACGAAUAGCUCUGAGGCAGACAAGCAGAAAGCAGGCGCCUAUACUAUGUAGAUACGCCUCGAGAGCUGAAAAUAUUCAUUAAAAAUAAAUUUAUAAAAAAUAGUGCAGCGAAAACGCCAUAAAUAAAUCCCUAUGUCUACUAAAGUAUGCGUUCGAGUGAGUCAGUGAAGCGACCGACAACAUAAAAGCAAAUUGAAGAAGAAAGUGAAAAAUGAAUUGUGCAGAAAGCCGUGUGUGAGCAAUGUAGCAUUGGACAUUGAAAAGCGUGAACAAGUGCUAAAGAAUAUCCUUCAAAACAACGACGAAAAGUAUAAAAUAGUUAUUACCCGAAAAAGCUGGAGACCAACAAGCACGUCAAGCAGACAUUUUAUGACGAGAAGGAAAGCAAUAAAAUAGGAAAUAAAUACGAUACAUGAGACGCACACAUACGCAUGUAAAUAGGUAUUUAUAUAACGGCAUAUAAGCCAUGUGUCAUUUUAUACCGUAUACCAUGUGAGUGGUCAGUGUGUAUAUAUAUUUAAGCAGCGUACAAACGACCAGCUGUCAAAGCGCAUUUUUCAACUCAACUCAACGCAACGCAACUGAACUCAUUGAAUUUGUUUAUUUCUUUAUGUUAAAUGCGACUGUUGUUGUCGAGUGUCCUUUAAACGUAAGGACAUAACAACAGUAACGGCGCUCACUCGCUCAUGCGUGAUUGCUUGUGCAUGUGUUUGUGUGUGUGCGGCUUAUCGUCCGUAGUCACGCGUGCGUGUAGCGUAUACAUUGCUGCAGGCAAAUUAAGUCAACUAGCAGUACAACUGCAUAAAUAGUGUAACACCAACAACAAUUAAUUUUUUUUAUAAUAAUAUGCAGCAGUAAGCAAAGGAGCCUGAAGUGGAGGUAAACAGUGUUGCGUCUGCAGGACAUUAAGCCCUUUGCUGGCGCAGCUCGCUCGCUAGCACGGCACCACACAGUGUAGCCUUAACAGCAGCUUCAGCAGCGGUGACUCAAACGCAAGCUGUGAGUGUGUGCAUGUGCGCCUGUGUUGGCUUCGAAAUUAGCUUGCAACGCUGGCAUUAUACAAGCGCGUGUCAACUGCCAAUACAACGUAACUGCUAACUGUAAAUUCAAGGCGGCAGCUGUUGAAAUUCGUGGAGGCCAGCAGCAGUGCAAUACAACAACAAUUGCUGUUAAACCGUACUUAAAAGGCGUACAAAAAACCGUAAUACACAUGUCUGCUGCGGCGUAUCCUUAAAGCCAAUUGAAAUUGCGUGACCUGACCGGGCUGUGCUGCCACUUCUAUGCCAUAACAUGGGCUAUUCCUCUGAGGCUGCCAAAACGAGGACACAACGCAGCAACAACGCCAACAAACAGCAAAGCAAUAAAAGUAGCCCAAUUCGUGAUACCGAAAACAACAACAGCAAAAACAACUGUUGUGACAACAACUCGUAUAAAAGUAACGACAGUAGCAAUACGCGUUUAUUGAGUUCAGAGGUGAUCUGUCAAAGCAACGCCGUUAGCGACGAGCAGGCGACAAGCACAAAAGGGACUAAGUGCCGACGACAGACAAACAACACAGCGAGAGAUAUAGCAAUCAAAAAGACACAAAAGCGACACACGGCGGUAGGGGAAGACGAGGCAGAAGGAAGCGGCGUCGAAGCGGAAGAGACUGAAAAGCAAAUACAAAUUGAGCGCAACCACUGCGAGGGCGUUGAGGCGGAAGCGGUUGCGGUUGCGGUCGGGCCAGAAGAAACGCAGCGUACAGACGGAGCGCGUUGUAAAUUGAGUGCGACUUUUGUAGAUAAUUGCACAGCAGCGAUAGACGCCAGCAAUAACAACAAAGAAAACAACAAGAAGAAUAAUAGUGAUACACUCUACAACGCGAGCGGCACUUGUACAAACUUUCAGCGCGCGAAGGACGGAAAUAAUAAUUGUUGCUACCGACAGCUAUCGCGCGAACAACUGCCACAGACGCGUGUCGCAUUGCCGCCACAAGCGGAAGCCGCCGCGCAACAGCAGCCAACACAAACGCAAGCGCCAGACGAAAAUGAGUUGUGGCGCAACGCAAGCGCUAGUUUGUCGCCGCCAACGGAAACGGCCGCGCGGACGACUGCGUCUGCCAGCGUACGCUAUGGCGCUAAGGUUCUAGCAGCGCGCGGCGCAGACAAGCAAUGUCUACAAGAAUUGCUGCAACAUGCAUGUAGCGCGUUAACCGAGCGUCUUGGCUGUCUGCGUGAGAAUUUGGGGUUUCACACGACAAACGACCAGUUGGACGGACGCGACGCGGUAGGGAAAAAAUCGCUAGGCGCCGGUAUGUGGACGCAAGCGGAGCGGCAGGUAAGCCGCAAGCAGUGUAACCAAGCACAGAAACCAAGGAAGCUUUUGCAGAGUAAGUGUCAACGACUGCAGAUGGCAUACAAGCGCGGAAGAAAUGAGUCACAACUUGUAGAACAACAACAACAAAAACCAAAGCAACGAACUGUUGAGCGACAGCAAGCGAAGCAGCAGCAACAGCCGCAGCGGCCAGAACUGAAAGACCCCUUAGCAGCGCAGCGGAAUGCGCUGACAUACUGCCACCACGAAAAACAAAAACAACAGCUGCAACAACACGAACACAAACAGCAGCAAGCGCAGUUGCAGCAACAACGCGCGGCCAAUAGUAAAAACCGAAAUAAUCAACCACAACAACAACAACACCACCAUUCCCCACAACAAAGACAGCAACAACGGGAAUUGUUGCCGACGCAAAAGCAGACACAACCGCCACAACAACAGCAACAGAAGCAGCGGCAUCGCUUUCGUCGCAGCAUACAGACGGUGGCCGCUGCCGCUUACGGCGCCUUCAGCUACAUCGGUCACAACUACUAUCAUCUGCUGGGCAACUCGAUUAGUUUCUAUGCCGCCUCCAGCGUUAUACUGGUGCUCUGCUAUUUGACGACAACAACAGCGGCGGCGCACUCGCCCGACAAGGCGCCAUUCGAUAAGCAUCCCAUUCAAAGCAUCGAUUGGUCAAAAUUCGACGAGUCCAGCUCGGAUAAGGAAAUUUUGGACUUGUUGCUGGAGAAGAAACGUUACGAUAAACGUCUACUGCCGCCAGUUAACGAUGAGGAUUUUUGCUGUGGUUUAUCUUCACCGGAUAUGGCCAAAGUUAGCAACUCGAGGAGGCCACACAACCGCGGUACUUUGACGGUGAAUGUGAAUGUGUUGCUCCUCAGCUUGGCCUCGCCCGAUGAAAGCAGUUUGAAAUACGAAGUCGAGUUUCUGCUGAAUCAACAGUGGAACGAUCCGCGUCUACAAUAUGGCAACAAAUCGCAUUAUGACUUUUUGAACGCAUUGCAUCAUCACGACAGCAUCUGGACACCGGACACCUACUUCAUUAUGCACGGCGACUUUAAGGACCCCAUUAUACCAAUGCAUUUCGCUUUAAGAAUCUACCGUAACGGGACCAUUACGUACGCAAUGAGACGCCACUUAAUUUUAUCCUGCCAAGGUAGCCUACACAUAUUCCCUUUCGAUGAUCCGAAGUGCUCCUUCUCUAUGGAAAGCAUUUCCUAUGAGGAGGCGCAAAUCAAGUAUGUUUGGAAAAAUGACGAGGACACGCUGCGUAAGAGUCCUUCACUAACCACAUUAAAUGCGUAUUUAAUAAAAAACCAAACAACACCCUGCGACCAAAAUAGUUGGCGAGGUAAUUACAGUUGCCUAGAAGUCGAGUUGACUUUUACCAGGGAUCGUGCUUAUUAUUUCACCACUGUUUUUAUACCCGGCAUUAUAUUGGUGACAUCAUCAUUUAUCACAUUUUGGCUGGAAUGGAAUGCUGUGCCAGCCAGAGUUAUGAUCGGUGUAACAACAAUGUUGAAUUUCUUUACAACAUCCAACGGUUUCCGCAGCACACUGCCCGUCGUCUCCAAUCUCACCGCUAUGAAUGUUUGGGAUGGCGUUUGCAUGUGCUUCAUCUACGCCUCGCUACUGGAGUUUGUAUGCGUGAAUUAUAUGGGCCGCAAGCGGCCACAACAUAAUGCUGUCUAUCGACCUGGCGAGAAUCCUGUCACACAGGGUAUAAUCGAACGAGAAUUUCAUGCUGCUUUGUCGUCUGAAAAGGCCACCAUGGGUGCGUCCAGCAGCACAACAACCGGCGCCAGCAUACCCGUAACGCCCACACCGUUGCAUCCCUACCAUACGGACCUAUCGACUGCGACCACACAAACACCGUUACCACCAUCGCCACCACCCGUGCCGGCAGCUUCAUACGGCAUAAGCACGUUUGAUGCGCCGCGCAUACGUUGGGAGGAACAACAUGGCGGCAUAAUUGGUGUGGCAAUGCAAAAUUUACGUGCGCGCUCCAUACGCCGACGUACGCGCUCACCGGGUUCGGCCACAUCGGCGUCCAGCUCUUACGUGGAUACAGAGGCUGGGCGCAUCAAAACACCCACCACCAUGUCCACUGUCAUCGAGCCAGUCUACACGGAACCCACGUUUGUACCCGCUGAAACCGCGCAUUCGCCGCAACUUGAGACUACAGUAACGGUUGAAGUGGAGCCCACACUGCCAGCGCCGGCGCCUACACAGCAGCGUCGUUCCAUUUCUACAAACACACCGCCGCUGAUACUCAGCGGUACAAGCAAGCAGCCGGAAGAUGAAAAUGCCGCCAGCGUUCCCGAAGCAACGGCGGCGAAUGUGGACGCAGCGUCAUUGGAAAUGCCGGCGGAAGCUGAAAGGUUGUCGGCACAGCUGGAGGCACAAGGUGUGGCUGAUGCAAGCGGCCACUUGCCGGUGAAGCCACCGCGUCGCAAGCAAUCACGUUCCAGUUCGCCAAUACCGUUCUACGAGCAGGUGGCGCAACCGGAAGCCGCCAAUGGUCAUGGCUUGGGCGCUCUGAAUGCCGAAACUUUUUUCAAAUUUAUCGCCAUCUAUCAGGGUGAGAAGCGACGCGAUGUGCGCGCCCCCAACGAGAUCGUCGCCUGUACGACUUGUGGCGGCAGCAGCAGCCCGUGCACGCACUCGGCCAACAAUGGAUGCGCAACAGAGACUUGCUUCGUCCAAGUGCGCAAAAAGGAACCGCCACAUCCUAUACGCAUAGCAAAAACAAUCGAUGUCAUCGCUCGAAUUACAUUUCCAACCGCCUACGCAAUUUUUCUAAUAUUUUUCUUCGUACACUAUAAGGGAUUUUCAUAAAAAUUAGUGCAAUGGAAAUCAUUUAGACAACUUAAAGAUUAACUAAUAUACAAACACUUACACAUACACACACACAUACUCACAUAUAUAUACAUAACUCACAGCGAAUUAGCAAAUUUAAUUAGUAAAAUUAAUUAGCGAAAACCAGUUCAUAGCAUUAUUGAAAAUACAAAAACAAAAACAAAAAAGUACACACAUAAAUGAUAUGCUAUUAUAUAAUAUAAGGCAGGAGAGAGUUGCGUGAAGCUAUUAAUUUAUGCAAAAAAUUUGUGAAAUGUAUAAGAUAUGUAACGAAAAAACUAUGAAAAAACGGCGCACUGAU